Molecule: messenger RNA, 9836 nt
Organism: Coregonus sp. 'balchen'
Lineage: Eukaryota; Metazoa; Chordata; Actinopteri; Salmoniformes; Salmonidae
Source: the annotation of a GenBank genome assembly
AUGAACUCAUCAAUGCGUGUUGUGAGACAUUGUUUAUCCCUGACGCGAUGUGCAAGUUCCUCAUCUGUUGUGUGUGGAAAGGUAAUGACUAAUCCGGAAGACAUCUCCAAACUCUACCUGGAGUUGAGCCGAUUUCCCUCCCUGACCCGAGCUGACAUAGGGCCAGUCAUAACAUCCCAGUAUGGAGGAAAAUACAGCAACAUCUACACAGGUGUGUGUGUGUGUGUCUGUCCGUCGGUCUGUGUGUGUCUCUCUGUUCGUCGGUCUGUGUUUGGGUUUCCAUGCCUUUUAUUUUGUGUCCCCUAGAAUGGAGUCAGCGGGAUCUGGAGAGGAACGAGAAUGUCAAGUUCUGUCGGCAGUACAUUGUGUUUCACGACGACAAGUCAGUGGUCUACUCUGGACCCUCAGGAAACUGCACAGAGAUCAAGGGAGAGUAUGUGGACAUUUGACAGUUUGACACAUGAGUGUGAUCUGUGUUCAGUGUGUGUGUGGUUGAUUUAGUGUGUUUGCUCUGUGUCAGGUUGCUGAGUAAAGACUCUCCAUCAGGAGACAUGAAGGCGGUGGUGAGAGAGAGCAACAUCAAAGGAGAGGACAAACAGUUUCUGGAGGUGAGGGGCCCUCUGUCGCUCUCUCUAUCUGUCGCUCUCUCUAUCUGUCGCUCUCUCUAUCGGUCUCUCUUUUCCCCCUGGGAUGCACAACUGACCUUAGAUAAGUGCCUAGCAUGGGGCAACCCCCCCUUCGCCCAUAUAUCCUCAACCUCUUUCACUCAUUUUGAUUGACAGCUGACCCUCUUUUCCCUUUGACCCCUCCUCCAUUCGGUGACCCCUCAGAUCUGGAGUAAGAACAUCAAAGUGAAGAGCAUCAACCUGACAGCUCUGAAGAAACAUGGCAAGGUCUAUGAAGACGGUGAGACAUCAAUGCCAUGUGUCUGUAUGUGAGAGACUUCCUGAAGUUUCUGAUUCUUCUGUUACUGGCACACAAUAAACUGGUGUUUUCCCUAAAGACCCGCACAGACUGCACGAUUUUUGCAGUCUUAUGCCACGAUUUGGCCGUCCCAGACAAAAUGUACACGCCUUGGGAAAAAUAAACUUUCUACCACAGCGACUGUUAUUCUUAGGAAGCCUAUUUGAUUCGGAGUUCGGACAUAUAAAGUUUGUAUGUGAAAUCUAUUUCUAAGACUUUGUUUUUUCCGAACUCUCUUCACUCGCCCAUAAGCAUAGAGGGCAUGCGCUACUGGAGCUGACACAUGCUCAGAUCAAAUACACUGCUGCAGUUGACAUAGCCGACAUUGGCUGACGUAGCUCGCAAGCCAAUCGCAGAAUGUGAUGAGGGAACUGAAGCAAAUCGUACAAUCUGGCCAGGUUGAUAGCAAGAUUUUAAUUUGGUAACAUCGCACAGUGUGACAUGUAAUAAUCGUAAAAUACUGAAUCCGACAUACAGUAUGGGAAGGCCUUAACACCAAAGUAUAUCAGGCACAUUCUGUAGUUGACCCACCUGUUCGUUUAUAUCUGUUUCCAGACCAGUUUGGCUGCCUGGUGUGGUCCCACUCUGAAACUCACCUGCUGUAUGUGGCUGAGAGAAAGAGACCCAAGGCAGAGUCCUUCUUCCAGGUCUUCAAAACACACACCUACAGUUUAAACAUGAGCACACUGCACUUUCACAAUGCAGUGCUAAUAAACUUAACUGCAAAAUGUGUUAGGGAUUCCCUCUAUUUCCUAACCCCCUCCAUCUCUACUAUAUAGUCAGUUUCUCUUGAGUCCUGUUCUCUUGCUGAUGAAGAGGAGGGGGUGAAAAUGGGCAAGGAGGAGGAGACCACAAAGGUAAGGAGGAGGAUUGAUCCAAUGAUAAACUGUUCCAUUGAUUGACACCCUGCUUUUAAACUAAAAUGUAUUGGUUAACCAUACUGUGUGUUUGCUCCUCCCGUCCUGCAGGGGGAGCAGUUUGUGUUUUAUGAGGACUGGGGGGAGACCUUGGUCAGUAAGAGUUCUCCUGUGCUGUGUGUGUUGGACAUCGAGGGUAGCAACAUCUCUGUGCUAGAGGGAGUCCCGGAUAACAUCUCGCCAGGCCAGGUCAGUACCCUGUGUGUGUGUGAUGUUGGGUGCCAUUUCUGUGUCCACAGGUGUGUGUGUGUGUGUUGCAAUGUAUACAUGUGUUGUACCAGUGUUAUAACUUGUGUCCCCAGGCGUUUUGGGCUCCGGGUGACACAGGCGUGGUGUUCGUGGGCUGGUGUCAUGAGCCCUUCAGACUGGGCCUCAAAUACUCGCCCAACCGCAGGUGAGCACUGUGAUCGAUCAGAGUGGAGGUUAUGAGUGGCAGCUCUGUUAUCCAGUAAAGGCCUCUAACUCUCUUCCCCCCCGGUGUUUCUUGUUGUAUAAUUCAGGUCCUCCUUGUUCUAUGUUGACCUGACUGGGGGAAAGUGUGGUAAGUGUAUUUCACUCUGACAAUUAUAUUACACUCUGCGCUAUACAUGACCAUAGUAUUUGCUAUAAGUGUGUUUGUGUUUCCCUCUCUCAGAGCAGCUUUCAUCAGGCUCCAGUGCUGUGUGUUCCCCCAGGCUCAGCCCAGACCAGUGCAGGAUCAUCUACCUGGAUAGUGCUGUCUACGGACCUCACCAGCAGUGUAGCAGGCUCUGUAUGGUAAGAGAGAGGGAGAGAGAGGGAUGGAGGGGAAAACAUAUCCAACUGCUCCCAAUUAGAGAGAUGAUUUGAAUACUAUUGGAAUAUACCAUAUGUCAUGUCUUGAUGGCUGUGUGUUGUGUCGUAGUAUGACUGGUACACCAAGAAGACCUCCAUGGUGGUGGACGUGGUAAAGAGACCCAGAGAUGGUAAUGUUUCUUUUUUGAAAAGUAGAAUUUGUUAAUAUAAUUACAGCCACUUUUGAAGUUUGCGAGAGUAUGCUGUUUAUCCUAACUGUUUGUGUUCCAGAUGGCUUUACCGGGAUCUACAGCUCGUCUCUGUCUCCUCUGUGCUGGUCAGCUGACAGCCAGCGCAUCCUGGUCUCCUGUCCACAGGGCAGCCGUAAGGUAACGACCCCUAGACACUGAUCAUGUAGAAUUAAUUAUGCCAUAUGCAUGGCCACAAUCAAAUCAUCUUGACAUCUUUUGCCUCCUAUAGGAUCUGCUGUUGGUGGAAACGACCACAGGGACCGUCACCUCUCUGACAUCAAGUGAGUGGGUCACACCGUCCUCUGCCCCCUACUCAGAUCACUGACAAACACUGGCUCUACAUUCUAAAGCUCUAGUACUGUUGGGAUGAAGUGUUGAUGUUCUUACAUUCUGACUGACAUCCUAACGUUCUUGUGGUGUUCUGUGUUCCCCUGUAGAGGCUCCAGUGGGCAGCUGGUCAUUGCUGACCAUAGAGAGAGACUUGAUGGUGGUCAGCUGGUCUUCCCCUAACUGCCCCCCCAGCCUGGUAAUGUAGACCGCGCACACAUAUACAUAGUCAAUAUACUUUAUGUAUUGCUUUGCAGUAAAAUAGACACAUUAUUGAAAUGUCUCGCUUUGGAUGAGUCAUUUAUAGCAACGUCUGCUUAAUGCCCAUUGUCUUAUUGUUUUGUUAUUAAUGACCUCAUUUCCUGAGGCUAGAGGGUGGGCUUCCUGCCACCGGGUGGUUCCAGUGAGGAGGUGGACUGGGUCAUGCUGGAGGAGUCUCAGACCCAGCCUGAUAUCGAUUGGCAGAUCCUCAACUUCACCCCACCCCCAGAGCAGGACAACAGCCAAUACCGUAAGAACGUCCACUCUCACACAGUUUGACUCUUUCUCUCUAGCGAUGUCAGUUAUCAGUAAAUCCUCUCCUGUGUGUCUGAUAUUAUCCUUGUUGUGUAGCUGGUCUGGACUUUGACGCCCUCCUGCUGAAACCAAAGGAUGUGAAGGAGGGAGUGAAACUGCCACUCAUAGUCACCCCACAUGGUAAGUUACACACAAUAUAGUGUGUGUGUGUGCGCCCCCCCUGUUUGGUUGUGGGGAGGAGGGUGAAGUUGCUCAUAGACGCUAAUCUUGGGUCAGUUUGGAAUUUCCCCCACUAAUGGUUGGGGGAAGGGAAGCUGAUCCUAGAUCUGUACUUAGGGGAAACAUCACCCUGAGCAGCUACAUUCUCUCUCUCGCUCUCUCAGGUGGUCCUCACUCUGUGAUUGUAGCAGACUGGCUGCUCUCUUCCUCGGUGCUGUGCAGGAUGGGCUUUGCUAUCCUACUGGGUGAGUUAGAGCUUCAGUUUAUUGUAUCUCUGUCUGCAUAGUAGAUUGUUUCCACGUCAAGAUUUUCAAUGUGGUGACGUUGAAUCAUCGUGGAAAACUUGAUUGGCUUUGCAAAAAGUAAUCAAUGUGAAGGAAUUUCGUGUUUUUAUCUUGUCUAUCUAUCUUGUAGACAAGAAGCGCUAUCCCAAAAGUGUGGUUGGUGCAUAAAACCUGUGAAUCCACAUAAGCAAAAGGUUGGGUCUGCACUCAAAAUGAUGUUGCAUAAAGUGUAGUUCAUUUUUCUAUUUGUUAGAAUUUUGUACUGCAUCAGGAUGUCAUACACAGGCGUUUCUGAUUGAACAGCCUUCUUUUUUCCCCCACACCAUAUUGUCUACACCUAGCCAGUGUGUUUGAAUCCAGUAGAGGAAACUAGCUACAGGAGCAGGUCAGGGAAUCAUUGUGGAUCAUUAAUUGGAUGUGUAAGACAGCAGGUAGCCUAGUGGCUAAGAGCGUUGAGCCAGUAACCGAAAGGUCACUGGUUCGAAUCCCCAAGCAGACUAUGUGAAAAAAAUCUGUCAAUGUGCCCUUGAGCAAGGCACUAAUUGCUCCUGUAAGUCACUCUGGAUAAGAGCGUCAGCUAAAUGAUAAAUAAUAAGUAUGUUUAAGUGGAUGAACAGGGAUCCUUUCCCCUCUCUGUAGUCAGUGUUGCUACCAGGGAUCACAGGCUGUUUUAACACUGACAUGGUAACAGUGUUUCCGCUUGCAGUCAUCAUGCGGCGCUACGCCACACCCAAAAAAUAUGAAACAUGGAAAAACAAAAUCUGCCGAGGUGCACUUUGAAGAUGCCAGAACAGUCCAAAUUGACUUUUCCUCUGCAAGCAAAACGAGUAAUGAAUGUAAAAAAUCUGACAACCCCAUUAGUAGAAUUGUUGAUCUAUUUACCUAGUCGGCUUGUUGUGUGAUCUAUGUGAGAGAAAUAUUCCUCUCGAGGCGCAUUCAAGUUGUGAGUGCCAUUUGGAGGGAACGCUUUUAGCAAUGGCAUGGUUAAACACGUUACCGCUCUGCAAUUUGCAGUGUAUAGGGGAGAGUGGGGCUGAAGGUAAAAUGCCACCCUACCUCAAAAUAAUUUUUUGGGAGUGACUUAUUUAAAAAAUAUAUAUAUAUAUUUUACCUUUUAUUUAACUAGGCAAGUCAGUUAAGAACAAAUUCUUAUUUACAAUGACGGCCUACACCGGCCAAACCCGGACGAAGCUGGGCUAAUUGCGCGCCGCCCUGUGGGACUUGUGAUACAGCCUGGAAUCGAACCAGGGGGUCUGUAGUGACGCCUCAAGCACUGAGAUGCAGUGCCCUAGACCACUGCGCCACUCGGGAGCCCGAGUGAUGAGACAAAAUACAUUUCUAGUUGAGCAAGAUUAGUGGCAACCAGGGAAACUGUUGGGGGGGGGAAUGUUCACUUGUACAGUGGGGUAAAAAAGUAUUUAGUCAGCCACCAAUUGUGCAAGUUCUCCCACUUAAAAAGAUGAGAGAGGCCUGUAAUUUUCAUCAUAGGUACACGUCAACUAUGACAGACAAAUUGAGGAAAAAAAAUCCACAAAAUCACAUUGUAGGAUUUUUAAUGAAUUUAUUUGCAAAUUAUGGUGGAAAAUAAGUAUUUGGUCACCUACAAACAAGCAAGAUUUCUGGCUCUCACAGACCUGUAACUUCUUCUUUAAGAGGCUCCUCUGUCCUCCACUCGUUACCUGUAUUAAUGGCACUUGUUUGAACUUGUUAUCAGUAUAAAAGACACCUGUCCACAACCUCAAACAGUCACACUCCAAACUCCACUAUGGCCAAGACCAAAGAGCUGUCAAAGGACACCAGAAACAAAAUUGUAGACCUGCACCAGGCUGGGAAGACUGAAUCUGCAAUAGGUAAGCAGCUUGGUUUGAAGAAAUCAACUGUGGGAGCAAUUAUUGGGAAAUGGAAGACAUACAAGACCACUGAUAAUCUCCCUCGAUCUGGGGCUCCACGCAAGAUCUCACCCCGUGGGGUCAAAAUGAUCACAGGAACAGUGAGCAAAAAUCCCAGAACCACACGGGGGGACCUAGUGAAUGACCUGCAGAGAGCUGGGACCAAAGUAACAAAGCCUACCAUCAGUAACACACUACGCCGCCAGGGACUCAAAUCCUGCAGUGCCAGAUGUGUCCCCCUGCUUAAGCCAGUACAUGUCCAGGCCCGUCUGAAGUUUGCUAGAGUGCAUUUGGAUGAUCCAGAAGAGGAUUGGGAGAAUGUCAUAUGGUCAGAUGAAACCAAAAUAGAACUUUUUGGUAAAAACUCAACUCGUCGUGUUUGGAGGACAAAGAAUGCUGAGUUGCAUCCAAAGAACACCAUACCUACUGUGAAGCAUGGGGGUGGAAACAUCAUGCUUUGGGGCUGUUUUUCUGAAAAGGGACCAGGACGACUGAUCCGUGUAAAGGAAAGAAUGAAUGGGGCCAUGUAUCGUGAGAUUUUUGAGUGAAAACCUCCUUCCAUCAGCAAGGUCAUUGAAGAUGAAACGUGGCUGGGUCUUUCAGCAUGACAAUGAUCCCAAACACACCGCCCGAGCAACGAAGGAGUGGCUUCGUAAGAAGCAUUUCAAGGUCCUGGAGUGGCCUAGCCAGUCUCCAGAUCUCAACCCCAUAGAAAAUCUUUGGAGGGAGUUGAAAGUCUGUGUUGCCCAGCGACAGCCCCAAAACAUCACUGCUCUAGAGGAGAUCUGCAUGGAGGAAUGGGUCCAAAAUACCAGCAACAGUGUGUGAAAACCUUGUGAAGACUUACAGAAAACGUUUGACCUGUGUCAUUGCCAACAAAGGGUAUAUAACAAAGUAUUGAGAAACUUUUGUUAUUGACCAAAUACUUAUUUUCCACCAUAAUUUGCAAAUAAAUUCAUAAAAAAUCCUACAAUGUGAUUUUCUGGAUUUUUCUUCUCUCAAUUUGUCUGUCAUAGUUGACGUGUACCUAUGAUGAAAAUUACAGGCCUCUCUCAUCUUUUUAAGUGGGAGAACUUGCACAAUUGGUGGCUGACUAAAUACUUUUUUCCCCCACUGUACCUCACUUGUGUUGUUUCAGUGAACUACCGCGGCUCCAUAGGCUACGGCCAGGACAGUAUCCUCUCUCUACCUGGUAAUGUGGGCACUCAAGACGUCAAGGAUGUUCAGGUAUGGAAACAGGAGUUACACCACACACAUACUCUUUUUAGAUCAUUGUGUGGCUUAUUAGUCUAUAGUAUUCAGCCCUAGAAUCAGUCUCUGACUGACUCGUACGUUUCAUUUUCACAGUAUUUUUGUAGUCUCUGUCAUCUGCCCUAUCAAACCUCACUGCCUCCUCUCUCACUUCUCUUUCUCACUUCUCUCUCUCUCUCACACUCUCUUUCUUUCAUCAUUCUGUUUCUGUCUCUAGUUUGCAGUGGAGAGCGUUCUGAGGGACGGGGCGUUUGAUGAGCAGAAGGUUGCGGUUGCCGGGGGAUCCCACGGCGGAUUCCUGGCCUGCCAUCUGAUUGGCCAGUACCCAGAGUUCUACAAGGCCUGCGUGGCUCGGAACCCUGUCAUCAACCUGGCCUCCAUGAUCGGUAGCACCGACAUCCCAGACUGGUACAAACACACUCUCACACUUUCUCACUACGAUGCCCACACAAACGUCCAUUUACCCAUAGGGCCGCGACGAUACCAGUAUCACGGUAUAUUUUCCAUGGCAAAAAUGUAAACACAAAGCUCAGUGGUCCUUUAAAAACCUGCUGUAUGUAAAAUAUUGUGUGCUAUAGCUUGGAAAAUAAAUAAAUGUGACUCUGGAUGACAACCAUGAUGUUUGUUUCCAACAUUAGGGCUGUUUUCCUAAAGAAGUUAAAUCCGCUUUGUGUUUUGUUUCCAUGCCAGGAUACUAAGGAGUAUCUUGAUACUAGUAUCGUCCCAGCCCUACUUACCUAUUAACACACAGGCUUGACAUCAUGAAUGACAUUUACUUUCAGGUUGGUGGAUACAUAGAGAGACAUACACACUUCAGUCUUGAGGGGGUUGCAUAGGCUUACCCAGGAUGAGCUGUCUGUCUGUGUCUCUGUAGGGAGAGGAAGGAAGGAAUAAUUCAAACAAUCAGUAGGGAAACUAGAUAUGACAUGAUAGAAUCCAUACUAUUUGUUUUUGUUCCCUUUUCUCUAUAAGGUGUGGUUAACCGACGUGUGUGUGUGUGUGUGUGUGUUUCAGGUGUAUGGUGGAGGCUGGCUAUAACUACAGUACAGAUUGCCUGCCUGACCCUGCGGUCUGGGAGCAGAUGUUAAACAAGUCUCCUAUCAAACAUGUCAAACAGGUGAGUGAGUUUUAUCCAGCGGAGUGUGUGUUUCAGAUUCUGUGUGUACGGAUCCAAUGCAGGUGAAAAACGCUUUGCUGACUCUAACCUUGUUUUUCUGUGCCUUGUGUCUGUGUGUUGAUUGUAACCCUAUAUGUGUCGAUGUUGUCUCCAUUCAGGUGAAGACUCCUGUGUUGCUGACUCUGGGAGAGGAUGAUAAGCGUGUGCCCCCUAAGCAGGGCAUUGAGUACUACAGAGCCUUGAAGGCACUAAAAGUCCCAGUGCGGUGAGUAGACUGCCUUUGUGCUGUUGGCUGCUGGGUAAUGUAGUAUGUAGGGGUGUGGUGGUCACAUUUCAGAAUAGAGACCAUGAAGCACUUUGUAUGCGUUAAUGUAAUCGGUGUGAAAUGGCUAGCUAGUUAGCGGUGCGCGCUAGUAGCGUUUCAAUCGGUGACGUCACUCGCUCUGAGACCUUGAAGUAGUUGUUUCCCUUGCUCUGCAAGGGCCGCGGCUUUUGUGCAGCGAUGGGUAAUGGUGCUUCGAGGAUGGCUGUUGUCGAUUGUGUGCAGAGGGUCCCUGGUUCAAGCCCAGGUAGGGGCAAGGAGAGGGAUGGAAGCAACACUGUUACAUUAAGUAAAGGUAAUCAAGAGCUAACCAUUUAAUGGGGGUGCAUCCCAAAGACAGCUUCUCCUCUUACUAUUUGUUUAAAAAACAACAAGACUGUCUUAAACUGAGACUCAGUGAUUUAAUGUUGCCACGAGCAGCAGGAUGAACCGCAGAUGAACGCCAUGACGUAGGACAUAACGCAAAACAAUGCACUCAGUAUUACAGAGUAUCUGCGCAUGGGUGAGCUUUAAUCUGCUAUAAAGGUGAUAGCUGCGGCACCAAAACAGGAGAAGUUUAGCCUCACGCUUCAAUGGUCUUUCUUGGCAGCCGAUAUUGUUGUUUACUUCAUGCAUCGCUGACUCUCAUUUCUUAACUUUGCCUGGAUGCCUUUCUUUCAGGUUGCUAUGGUACCCAGGGAACAACCACUCCCUGUCCAAGGUGGACGCGGAGUCUGAUGGCUUCAUGAACAUCGCUCUCUGGAUGACCCAGCACCUCUCUCUGUGACGAUACCAUUAGCGAUAGCAUGCUAACAACAGGAUGCUAAUCUGUAUAAAAACGGUGUGAGGGUCAGGCCAAAGCGCUCAGGGUGCACUUCAACCAAAAAGCACUUACUGUAGGCUACCUGCACUAAGUCAUCUGUGAUUAGGUCAUCUGCGUCAGUUUAUAGCUUUGUAAUUACAAUACAAGUUCUUGUCCUAUAUCAAAUAUGAAACUCUUGAAACACAUUGAUUUUUGCCUGUCAUUUACAGUUGAAGUCGGAAGUUU